AUGAAGCGUCCUCGAAGUGUCCUCCCUGCAUCCCAAUCGAAUAUCCCCAUCCCGCCCAUCACCAUGUCCAAACGCGUCUCUGUGAUAGUCAUCGGCGGUUCGCAUGCAGGCCUAGCGGUCAGCCAUAAACUGCUGCGCCAAACGCCCAAAGCCGCCAUCACGCUGAUCAGCCCCUCGGAUGACAAAUAUUUGUACUCGAUCCCGGACGCGUUCCGCGAAUAUCCCGAGGGCUUCUUCACCUUCGUCAAGGGACUGGUGACCAAGAUCGACUACACAACCAAGUCGGUCGCCGUUGUUCUGUCUGCAGGCUCCCCUGCUGCUACUACCGCGUCUUCGUACAAUUUCGACUAUCUCGUGAUCGCGUCUGGCAGUUCGACGCCUGCAACGCUCGGAAAGGAGGGCGUGCGGCUUCCGUUCAAGGUGACGGCGUUCGAGGACUUAAGGAAGGCCAUCUAUGAGGCGCAAGCAAAGCUGGCAGGUGCUCAGAGGGUUGUAAUCGGUGGCGCGGGGCCCCUGGGGGUCGAAAUAGCCGGUGAACUGGCCGAAGCGCCAGGCUUCAAGAAGGUCACGCUGGUGUCUCGGUCAAAUGUCUUGCUAGAGGGGGCGACUGCGCCUAUGCAGCGAACCGCGAUGUCGCUUCUGAAGUCGAAAAACGUCGAUGUCUUGACGGGGACCACGGUUGAGGGGGCUGAGUACGAAUCCCGCACCCAGAAGUGGAAGGUCAAGUUGUCGACUGGGAAAACGUACACUGCUGAUGCGUACAUCGCGACUACGGGCACCGUUCCGAACAACGAGUUUAUCCCAAAGGACUACCUCAAUUCCCAGGGCUGGGUCAACGUCGACGAACAGCUUAGAGUCGUCGAGAACGGCGUAAGUCGCAGUGACACGUAUGCGAUCGGUGACAUAACUUGCCAUCCAUAUCGACUGCUCUCGCGAGUCUCUCUUCAGGGACAGACGGUAGCAUCGAAUAUUACGGCGGCUAUUGAGCGGAACUCCCGGAUCAUGACGUACUCGACGGAAGCGCAGAAGAAGAUGAUGGUCGUCCCCGUCGGGCAGUCGACGGGGACAGGGCACCUCGGCGGUUGGACCCUGUUUGGAUGUCUAGUUUGGUUCUUCAAGGGGAAAGACUUUUUGACUUAUGAGGCGCCCAAGUUCUUGCGAGGCCACAUGCGAUGA
Molecule: messenger RNA, 1176 nt
Organism: Penicillium cosmopolitanum
Lineage: Eukaryota; Fungi; Ascomycota; Eurotiomycetes; Eurotiales; Aspergillaceae
Product: NAD(P)/FAD-dependent oxidoreductase
Exons: 2
Coding region: 1-1176 (391 amino acids)
Cellular component (GO): cytoplasm
Molecular function (GO): flavin adenine dinucleotide binding; electron-transferring-flavoprotein dehydrogenase activity
Source: RefSeq, a predicted model, not a curated record